Messenger RNA from Pteronotus mesoamericanus, 1214 nucleotides. It is a transcript of the gene INKA2, whose product is annotated as inka box actin regulator 2. Gene Ontology annotation, molecular function: protein serine/threonine kinase inhibitor activity; protein kinase binding. NCBI's taxonomy places the organism in Eukaryota, Metazoa, Chordata, Mammalia, Chiroptera, Mormoopidae. Gene Ontology annotation, cellular component: nucleus. The coding region runs from base 35 to 937 and encodes 300 amino acids. The transcript is spliced from 2 exons. The record is from RefSeq and is a predicted model, not a curated record.
CUCUCUGGUGGAGCCGAGCCCGGCGAAUGGGUGCAUGAAAAAGGAGAGCGGGGAAAUGGACUGCUAUUUGCGCCGCCUCAAACAGGAGCUGAUGUCCAUGAAGGAAGUGGGCGACGGCCUGCAGGACCAGAUGAACUGCAUGAUGGGGGCGCUGCAGGAACUGAAGCUGCUGCAGGUGCAGACCGCCCUGGAGCAGCUGCAGAUCUCUGGGGGCGGUCCUGCCCCAGGCUGCCCUGGAGGUCCCGGGACGCCCCCGCCGGAGCCCCCUCCAUGGGAGGGUGGCCGAGGUCCCGCCAGGCCUGCUGUCCCUUCUCCCUCCAGCCAACCUUCUCAUGGGAGCAGCAGCAGGUGUCCACCCCCCAGGAGUGUGUGGGGGAGGGAGCUGGCAGCCCGGCCCAGGACACAGCCACCAGAGCCCCAGAGCUGUGCCCGGCAGCGGCCAGAGCUGGCGGAACCCGACGACUGGACCUCCACGUUGAUGUCCCGGGGCCGGAACCGACAGCCUCUGGUGUUGGGAGACAACGUUUUUGCAGACCUGGUGGGCAACUGGCUGGACUUGCCGGAACUGGAGAAGGGCGGGGAGAAGGGCGAGCCCGGGGAGGCAGGGGAGCCCCAAGGAGAGAGGGGCCAGCCCCGUGAGCUGGGCCGCAGGUUCGCCCUGACAGCCAACAUCUUCAGGAAGUUCCUGCGCAGCGUGCGGCCUGACCGGGACCGGCUGCUGAAGGAGAAACCAGGCUGGGUGACACCCACGGCCUCAGAGCCCAGAGCCGGACGCUCGCAGAAGGUCAAGAAGCGGAGCCACUCCAAGGGCUCUGGGCAUUUCCCCUUCCCAGGAUCGGGGGAGCCCAGGCACGGCGACAGCCCCUCUGGCGGCUGCCCCAAGGCCCUGGAGGCCGCGCCCUCGGGCUUCGAUAUCAACACCGCUGUUUGGGUCUGAACCCCUGAGGCCAAAAGCUGACUGCACCCGAAGGGCCAGGCCCCAGAGCUGGGCCUGGGGAGGAGGGCGGCGGCUGGAGCAGCUUCCAAAAGCCGGACUCCAGGUUCCUCUUCCCCAGGAAGGAGGGAAAGGAGGCGAGCAUGUCCGGAGCAGGAAAGACAGCCUGUGUUGGGGAGAGGCUGUGCGGGCCCGGCUGGUGGGGGAGGUGGCCAUGUGCCUGUGUGUGUGGCUCACUUUGGGGCUGGAGGUGACAGCAGAGGGUGUAGGGGGAGGAGAC